Metopolophium dirhodum (rose-grain aphid) is the source of this 4166-nucleotide messenger RNA. It is a transcript of the gene Mbs, whose product is annotated as protein phosphatase 1 regulatory subunit 12A. NCBI's taxonomy places the organism in Eukaryota, Metazoa, Arthropoda, Insecta, Hemiptera, Aphididae. Gene Ontology annotation, cellular component: cytoplasm. The record is from RefSeq and is a predicted model, not a curated record. Gene Ontology annotation, molecular function: enzyme inhibitor activity; phosphatase regulator activity; protein kinase binding. The transcript has 20 exons. The coding region runs from base 831 to 3491 and encodes 886 amino acids.
AGACAGUAGUAACGUCGCGUUACACGUUACAGCCGAAAUAUUCGACGAAAUGACGAAUAAUAAUAAAGAAGUCUUUAUAACGAUAAUAAUAAUAAUAUUAUAAUUACCGACUUGCGGUGCGAAAACCGACCACGACUGGGACAAUAUUAUUUCCCGUGUCCGACAGCACUGAUGAAUUUACCUUUUUAUUUAAUUUUUUUUUUUACACAUUAAUCAAGUGUGCGUGUGUAUUUUUUUUUACUGAUAAAAGCCAUCAUCACUAUUACUAUUUACUACAAUCUACAGUUAGUAGUACUACACUACUACUAGUUACUACUACAACUACUGCAACUCUGUAGGAGCUAAGCGGUGGUGGCGGCAGGCGGCAGCAGGAACAGCUUCAGUGGUCCACCAUCAGUUGUACAACAGUGGUCCAGCGUCUUCUCUCUCGUCUUCCGAUAUUCUUGUCGUCUGAAAACCGUGUCGAACGCUCGUCUGGCCGAUGUGACCACCGAGGUCCGAACAGUCUCUCGACCGUUUUUAUCCGUGCGAACAACCGACGGGCCGGCGCGCGGACUGUGGUGCGUUCGUUCGCGCGCGACGAAAAACGGCUGUUGCCACGGCCGUCGUGAUUGUGCGAGUGCCCGCGCGUCGUGAGUGUGUCCGUGUGGCCUCCCGCCCGCGAAGGAGGAUAUUGUCAUGUCGUCCGCAAGAGCCCUGUGGACGACCCUGCGCCAGGCCGCGGCUGUCUGACACAGUCGGUACUCUCUGUUCCCGAAGACGGAGCCGACCGACCGUUGGUGGCCGCCGUUGUUCGCGCCUGACGCGGCAGGGCGCGAUCAGUCGUCGCUAUGUCGGCGUUGUUCAAGAGAGCCGAACAGUUGAAACGGUGGGAGGAAUCGGACACCAACCGAGAGUCGCCAUCCCGCAAGAACAUCAAGGCAGUAUCGUUCCCUAUCGACUGUGCUUUCCUAGCGUCUGUCUCGUCAGGCGAUAAGAACGAGGUGAACAGCUUGCUGUACUUGGCCGCUGACAUCAAUGCCGCUAAUGCAGAUGGUCUUACAGCUUUGCAUCAGGCUUGUAUUGAUGAUAACCUAGAUAUGGUUGAAUUUUUGGUUGAACAUGGAGCUGAUGUGAAUAGAGGUGAUAAAGAAGGAUGGACACCAUUGCAUGCAACAACAUCUUGUGGAUUUGUUAGCAUUGCAAAAUAUUUAUUAGAACACGGAGCAGAUGUAUCAGCAAUUAACUGUGAUCAAGAACUAGCUAUUGACAUUGCAGAAUCUGAUGACAUGAGGAAACUUUUAGAACAACAUUUAAGAGAUAUGGGCAUUGACUGUGAUGAAGCAAGGAACAAAGAAGAGAGACUGAUGCUAAAAGAUGCUCGAGAAUGGAUUAAUACUGGCAAAUUUAAGGAUUCUCCUCAUGCUACUACCGGGGCAAUGGCAAUACACGUAUCUGCUGCCAAAGGAUACAUUAAAGUCUUAGAGCUCCUUAUUCAAGCUGGUGCAGAAGUCGAUUGUCAAGAUUAUGAUGGUUGGACACCAUUACACGCAGCAGCAUAUUGGGGUCAAAAAGAAGCUUGUGAAAUAUUAGUUGAACAUUUCUGUAAUAUGAAAAAGAAAAAUUUUGUGGGUCAAACAGCAUUUGAUGUUUCUGAUGAAGAAAUGAAAGAUUUACUAGAUGAAUUAAAAAAGAAACAAGCUUCUCAAAAUAAAGAUGCAUCAGAUAAAAAUUACCUAAUAAGUAAUAAAUUAACAAAUUCUCAGAAUCAAAAAAGAAGAUCUUCAAUCAGCAGGCUAUCCGGUAAUGACAAAUCAACAUUGAAAAAGGACAAAGAAACCGUAUUAGAUCGAAAUCGAGUGAUUAAAGAGGAAGAAGAUGAUAUUAAGAUUAAGGAUGACCCCACAAUACAUCAAAAAGUGGAAAUUCAACUUACACCUAUUGAACAGACAUCAGAAAAUAAUAUUGGAAAUACAACCAAAGAAUUCAAACAGCCUAUUGUCCCAUCAUCAGACAAUAACGAAUUAAAGCCUCCAGAGGUUGUUUUGCGUAGAACACAAAGUUUCGAGUCUGAUGAAAAGUUUUAUCGACGUUAUUGUGAGUUACGUGCUAAAAUUAAAGGUAACUUGUGGGGAGUUAUACAUCCUUCUCCAUCUACAGCAUGUGCUUCACCUCCUAUGAGAACUGCUUCGUUAAAGGAAAAACCUCUAUCAAGGCGGAACAAAAGUAAUUUUAGAGACGAUCAAACAAAUUUAGCAACUGCUCAGAGCAGUUUGAAUUCAAAUGAUACAACACAUCCAACUCCCAAUAUUCGCAGUGGUGUCAAAGCAUUUAUCAGUGGUCUCCAAAUGCAACAGAAACAAUCAGAAACAACCCAUAAAAUAGUCCCUGGGAACAUCUUUAAAAACUUUUUCAAGUCAUUUGUUCCUCCUGUUAGAGAUGACGAAUCAGAAACUCAACGAAAAGCACAUGCUAAACGUGUUCGAGAAACUAGACGGUCCACUCAAGGAGUGACUUUAGAAGAACUAAAAUCUGCUGAACAAAUUGUUAAGCAAAAAAAUCAGGAUACUGGCAAAAGCAAAUUAAGCAACUCUCAAGUGGAAACAAAUAAUAACUCCACAAACAAUAUUGGAACACCGCACGCUAAAAAAGAAGAGCAUGUAACUGUUACGGCUACGAUUACUCCAUUGCCCCGAAAUAUUCCAUCUAACAUGCCAGAUAGCUGUUUGGAACGAAGGCCGUCUUGGAGACUUAGGGUCGAAAACGGCAGCAAGUUUUUGCUUGAAGACGCUCGAUCUAAUGAAGCAGUUCCAAAACCUCCAACAAAGUCACACAUUCCGUCAUCUCCUGAUACUAGUGCAGAUACAACUGUAACGUUACCAUUAAGGCGUCCUUCGCCUAAAGAAAUUGACGAUAAAGAUCAAGAUAAAGAAAAUGAAUUCCGCAAUCACCAGGCUACUCAAGCAGUUAUACAAAGAAGGAAAAGGCCAAAGCGAAGAUCUACUGGAGUGGUCCACGUUGAUUUGGACGAAAUUGAUCCAGACAGACAAGAUACCUCUUCUUGUGGCGGUACCGAUGAUAGUAUUGGAGAGAGCGGCGGAGAUACCAAAUCGAAUCCGACGUCGCGGCUCGGUUCAAUAUCGUCAUCACUAGACAGUAAACACAGUAGUGCUGCAAAUUCUCCCCGCUCGUGUUCUGAAAACGGCGAAAUCGAUUACAAAGCUUUGUACGAAGAAGUAGUCGUAGAUAACGAACGAUUGAGGCGACAGUUACAGAAGACUGAGGAAGACCUACUAGAAGCAAAAAUUACUAUAGAAAAACAAUCGACCAAUGCUGGAAAAAGCACGACAUUAUCGGAAACGGAAAAACGUGAAAGGCGGGCUAUGGAGAGAAAACUGUCAGAGAUGGAAGAGGAACUCAAGCAAUUGCAAAAGUUGAAAGCAGAAAAUGAACGGCUCCGAACUGAGAACAGAGCCCUUACCAGAGUCGUUUCUAAACUUACUCAUACCUGAUAAUGCGAACACUUCAUUUUUUUUUUUUAUCAAAUGGAACUGUUACGCCAAGAAAAUCAGAGGUUAAAAGACGAGAAUGGUGCUUUAAUUCGAGUUAUAAGUAAACUUUCAAAAUAGUGAUACAUUUUUUUCUUAGACUAAUUAAUUUGAAUAUUAUAAAUACCUACAAAAAUAACUGCUUUUAUUCAUAUCAUAAACACAUAUAUAUAUAUAUAUUUACUUAGCAUUCAGUAUUAAUUCAUUUUGUCUAGAAGCUACUAUUUUUAUAAUAAAUUCAUACUUAUAUUUUAUUGUAAUUUGUACUAUACUUGUUUUUUUUUUAUUCGCUACUCAACAGAUCUGAUAUAUAUUUUGUAUUGGUUAUAAUAUAUGCAAUGAUAAAAAAAAUAGUGAUCUUGUAAACAACUAACCCAAAUUUCAUAAAUUUUUAUUAUUUUAAAUUAAAUAAAUUUUAUUAUUAUUAUUUUUUUUUUAAAUUAUAUAAAUACAAAUUAAUUAAUAUUUUUAAUGUAUAUACAAUAUACCAUUUUUCCUCGUGUAUACUAUUUUAUAUAAUUAUUGUAUUUUGUUGUUCUGUUGUAUGCGGAUGUUUAUUUUGGUACACAAUGAAAAUUAAAAAAAAAAUUGACCGCAUUUAAAAAUGUUCAAAUAUAUAUGUUUGUUUUUAUUCUGUUA